AUGGCUCUCACCGCAGCACAAGUAGCAAUUGUGAAGUCAACUGCUCCCAUCCUGAAGGAGCAUGGCAAGACUAUCACCACCACUUUCUACCGCAACAUGCUCGGCGCUCACCCUGAGCUCAAGAACUACUUCUCUCUACGAAACCAGCAGACCGGAGCUCAACAAGCCGCUCUCGCCAACUCUCUCUCCCACGCCGUUGAGCGCAUUGCUCACAAGCACGUUUCUCUUUUCAUCAAGCCAGAACACUACCCCAUCGUUGGCACACAUCUCAUCGGUGCCAUUGGCGAGGUUCUCGGUUCUGCUUUGACAACUGAGAUCAAGGACGCUUGGGUUGCUGCUUAUGGCCAGCUCGCUGAUAUCUUCAUCCAGCGCGAGGGUCAGAUGUACGAGGCUGCAGGCGAAUGGAACUCGUGGCGCAAGUUCAAGAUUGUCAAGAAGGAGGCUGAGAACGACUCUGUUACUAGCUUCUACCUUGAGCCUACUGAUGGCAAGUCUUUGCCCAAGUUCCUCCCCGGACAAUACGUCAGCGUGCAGAUUCCCAUCCCUGAGCUUGAUGGUCUUCUCCAGAGCCGUCAGUUCAGUCUGAGCGAGGCUCCUGGCACCGGCCACUACCGCAUCAGUGUCAAGCUUCAGGGUCCUACUGAGGAGCCUGCUGUUGAGGAUCUCGCUGCUGGCAAGAUUGCUGGUCUUCUCUCCACAAGACUUCACAACCGUUACAACGUCGGUGACGAGCUUGAACUGAGCCCUCCUGCUGGAGAGUUCUCCCUCGACCCUACCGACACUUCUGCUGCCAAGAAGCCUCUUGUUCUCCUCUCCGCUGGUGUUGGCGCCACUCCUCUCGUCUCCAUCCUCGACUCAGUUCUCCAGUCCCCGACCGCCUCACGACCCAUCACCUGGAUCCACGGUGCUCGCUACUCUGGCUCUACCUGCUUCGUUCCCCAUGUUCUCGACUCUGCCAAGAAGCACGAGAACAUCACCGCCAAGAUAUUCCUCGAGGACGUCAAGGAGGGUGACCAGUACGACUUCAAGGGCGAGAUCGACCUUGCCAAGCUCCAGAAGGAACAGCUUCUCCAGCUCGACAACGCUGAUGCUGAAUACUACAUCUGCGGACCUGAGGACUGGAUGGUCAAUGUCAGGGCAUUCCUCGAGGAGAACGGUGUUCCCCGUGAGCGCCAGCACCUCGAGCUCUUCAAGACUGGUGAUAUUUAA
Fusarium fujikuroi IMI 58289 is the source of this 1209-nucleotide messenger RNA. Its product is annotated as probable flavohemoglobin. The transcript has 2 exons. Gene Ontology annotation, biological process: cellular response to nitrosative stress; nitric oxide catabolic process. Gene Ontology annotation, molecular function: FAD binding; oxygen binding; heme binding. The record is from RefSeq and is a predicted model, not a curated record. Bases 1 to 1209 code for a protein of 402 amino acids. NCBI's taxonomy places the organism in Eukaryota, Fungi, Ascomycota, Sordariomycetes, Hypocreales, Nectriaceae. Gene Ontology annotation, cellular component: intracellular anatomical structure.